This is a messenger RNA of Haemorhous mexicanus (house finch), 1750 nucleotides long. RefSeq names its product clusterin associated protein 1 (gene IFT38). NCBI's taxonomy places the organism in Eukaryota, Metazoa, Chordata, Aves, Passeriformes, Fringillidae. The record is from RefSeq and is a predicted model, not a curated record. The coding region runs from base 78 to 1400 and encodes 440 amino acids. Gene Ontology annotation, biological process: cilium assembly. Gene Ontology annotation, cellular component: centrosome; intraciliary transport particle B; cilium. The transcript is spliced from 13 exons.
CGGGCUUUGGCCCCGCCGCGCCGCCGUAGCGCCCGUAGCGCGUUGCCUCAGAGCGGCGGCGGCCGCGGCUCCCGGCGAUGUCGUUCCGCGAUCUCCGCAAUUUUACUGAGAUGAUGAGGGCGCUGGGGUAUCCUCGACUCAUAUCCAUGGAGAAUUUCCACACCCCAAACUUCAUGCUUGUGUCUGAAGUGCUGCUGUGGCUGGUGAAAAGGUAUGAACCUCAGAGUGACAUUCCUGGGGAUGUGGAGACAGAGCAGGACCGGGUUUUCUUCAUUAAGGCCGUGGCCCAGUUCAUGGCUACCAAAGCUCACAUCAAGCUGAACACCAAGAAGCUGUACCAGGCUGAUGGCCACGCUGUGAAGGAGCUGCUCAAGGUCACCUCGGUGCUCUACGGGGCCAUGAACACCCAGGGAGGGGAGCGUGCUCCCCUCCCCGAGGAGGACAGCACCAAGUUCAAGUUUGAUCUGGGCUCCAAAAUUGCUGACUUGAAGGCAGCCAGACAGCUUGCUUCUGAAAUCACCUCCAAAGGAGCAGUCCUGUAUGACUUACUUGGCAAAGAGGUCGAGCUGAGGGAAGCAAGGACAGAAUCUCUUGGUAGACCUUUGGAGAUAAAUGAGGCUGAGAAGGUGAUGAAAAUUGCCAUUAGCAGCAUUCUGGAAGAAGUCCAAAAGACCAAAGACAUGUUGAAUAAUGUGGCUUUGGAUGAGGCCAAUUUGGAAGCCAAGAUUGAAAAACGAAAAUUGGAGCUGGAGAGAAGCCAGAAGAGGCUGCAGACUCUGCAGAGUGUUCGCCCUGCUUUCAUGGAUGAGUAUGAGAAGAUUGAGGAGCAGCUGCAGAAGCAGUACAGCACUUACCUGGAGAAGUUCCGAAAUCUGACCUACCUGGAGCAGCUCCUGGACGAUCAUCGGCGGACAGAGCAGGAGAUGUUUGAGCUACAGGUGACACAUCACUUCCACUUGGAGACAUCUUCCUGCAAGCUUUUCCAGCAUGAAUUUCAAUUCCCAGGACAGGAAGCAGCCAACAUGCUACGUCUGAUCCAGAACAGGCUGAAGGAGGAGGAGCAGCACCUGCUCAAGAGUGGAGGUAAUGAUGACUCUGACAUAGAAAUCCAGGAGGAUGAAGGCUCUGACAGCGAGGGGGAUUUGCAGAUCACGAGGCACCACAUCAGCACAGAAACUCUCCUGCCAGGAAGAGUUGGCACACGGAUCGUGGGAUCAAUGCAAGGUGGAGACACGGAGGAGGAUGACGACUCAGGGGAUAGUGAGAUUGACCUGGAUGAAGAUGAAGAUGAGGAGGAGGAGGAUGAUCUGGAAGAUGACAGCAUGGAAAUCGCCCCAGGCAAAUCCAGUCUCCGAGGCAGGAAGCCAGAGCCACUGGAGCAAAGUGAUAAUGACUUCUGACCCUUCAGGAGCAGGAGACCUCUUGAAGCACAAACUUUGGAGAGGCCAGGAGCUAAUACCCUGCUGUCUGAAAAGUGUGUGUCAGUGUGAACUCAGGAGUUGGUAAAUAAUGUUCAUUAAACCUGAAAAUUAAACUUGGAUUGCCAGGUUUGUGAAUCUCAAAGCAUGAGCAGUUUAUCCAUAAUGAGAAUCACAGUAAUGUGCACUUAUUUCCAUAAUUGCACUAAACUGGCUCUUGUGCACUGCAGUGCCAGAAGCCUCAUUCCAGUGAGCAUCGAAUGCCUGAUUUCCCUGCAUUUUAUUAUGUCCAAAUAGAUUUCUUUGGCUUAAUAAAACUGGAUGAAAAGCUG